Ostreococcus lucimarinus CCE9901 is the source of this 2133-nucleotide messenger RNA. RefSeq lists its product with no specific name. Gene Ontology annotation, cellular component: nucleus; cytoplasm; centrosome. Lineage: Eukaryota; Viridiplantae; Chlorophyta; Mamiellophyceae; Mamiellales; Bathycoccaceae. Gene Ontology annotation, biological process: protein phosphorylation; mitotic cell cycle; regulation of cytokinesis. The transcript is spliced from 2 exons. The record is from RefSeq and is a predicted model, not a curated record. Bases 1 to 2133 code for a protein of 710 amino acids. Gene Ontology annotation, molecular function: ATP binding; protein binding; protein kinase activity.
AUGAAGAAAACGCCGAGGCAAGAUCGAGCGAAGGAGGUGAGGUGUCCGCGCGUCAUCACGGAGUAUUACGACGGCGGCGACGGCGCGAAGCGGGCGCGGCGGUACAUUCGAGGACGCGCGUUAGGGAAAGGAGGGUUCGCGGUGGUGUUUGCGGUGCAGGAAGCGGCGACGGGGAGGUCGUUCGCGUGUAAGGUGGUGGCGAAGUCGACGCUGGAGAAACCGCGGGCGAGGAAGAAGAUGGUGACGGAGAUUCGGAUUCACAAGAGCGUCUCGUGCGAUCAAGUGGUGCGGUUUGAGCGUUGUUUCGAGGACGAUAAUCACGUGUACAUCUUGAUGGAGAUGUGUUCGAACAGGACGUUGGCGGAUAUCGUAAAGUCUCGCGGUGCCAUGAGAGAGAUGGCGGCGGCGUGUUACAUGCGAGAGGCGGUGUCGGCGACGGCGCACCUGCACGCGAUGCGAGUGAUUCACAGAGACUUGAAGCUCGGAAAUCUGUUUUUGACCAAAGAAGGGUUGGAGGAGAUCAAAGCGGAGGGCGGCGGACCUGGAACGGACGCCGAGUUGAAUAAGCUCGGCGCGGCGAAGCGAGUGAAGAUUGGAGAUUUCGGUUUGGCGUGCGCGAUGGAUCACGACGACGAGCGGCGAAGGACGAUUUGCGGGACACCGAAUUACAUCGCACCAGAAGUUCUCAAGGGUAAAGAAGGUCCCGGUCACUCCUACGAAGUCGAUACGUGGUCGUUGGGGGUAAUUCUGUACACGUUGCUCUUCGGCUCGCCGCCGUUUCAAACCAAGGAUGUCAAGUUGACGUACAAACGCAUUCGAGCCAACGAGUACGACAUACCAGAUGACCCUCCGAUCGCGGACUCUACCAAGGAUUUGAUUCGCGCCGCUCUGAGCGCCGAGCCCGAGAAGCGACCGACAUUGCAACAGAUAGCGGCGCACCCGUUCAUGAAGCUCGGUGCGGAGGACUGGAAAUUAGCUGACGAAAAGCCGGCACCGUACGUCGAACGACGAUCAAAGACGACGACGGUAUCGUCACCGAAAAAGCCGGUGACGAAAUCGCGCAGACUCGACGCUCGAGACGGUGACACAAUCUGUGCCGAAGCGCCAUCGAAGGCGACGAAUCCGUCCGCGGCGACGCAGCAAUUGCGUUCGCCGCUGCAAAGUUUAGAUCAGAAUAGGCUCACGGCGGGCGCGCACGCGAGGGCGAUGGAGAGAGACGUCGUAGCGGUGGAAAGCGCCUCCAAUGGACUGCUCGCGACGAAUCGGUGUCGCGAACCGGAGUACGCGAGCGCUUCGACCGACGGUGAUAUCGAGACCGGCCACCCCACGUCGCUUCUGGGCGACAAGCUCGACAGUUUGCAAUUGCGCACGGAUUCUGAAGACGAAUCUCGCGCGAUGGCGAGCUACUUCCCGCAUCUAUGGGUCGAUUCGUGGGUCGAUUUCACAUCGAAGUACGGCAUGGGGUAUAAACUGAGCGAUGGCACGAUUGGCGUGGCGUUCAACGACGAUACAAGAAUGAUGUUUAUGGAGGGGACCGCCGACUCGCCCAUCGUGUACAUGGCGUCGCCGCACUCGCAAAACCCCGAUCCCCCGAUCGAAGACACCGUGAUCGAUCCUGAGAAGGCGCGAGCACUAGGGAGCGAUUUCGGUCGCAUGCUUGUCUAUCCCGCAGAGGCGCGAAAGUAUGGUCGUGACGUGGCGAAGAAGGUUUUGCUCGCCGGGCAUUUCCGCGAGUAUCUCUCCGACACCAAACAUCGCGGCUCGGUGUACCAGUCCAUCGGCGGUCUUUCGCACGACGGCGAGUCGCGCGCGCGGGAUCCACAAACGAUGCCACCAUACGUAAAGAGCUGGCUCCGCACCUCCAAGGGCGUCAUGUGGCGUUUAUCCAACAAAACGAUUCAAGUCAACUUUUACGACGAGCGCGAAAUUCUCCUGUCGCCGACGUUUCAAUUGGUCGUCCACACCGACCCUGUGAACGAUCGCCGCACCGUGCACAGCCUCGACUCCGUGCCAGAAUCUGAAGAGCUUCUCGUGCGCAGUUUGCAGCACAUCAAGGACGCGUUACCGAGACUCGUGCCGAGCGCGCGAGCCGCCGCCGCGCCGCCGCGCGUAGCCGACGAGCCCGUCGCGUAG